GGAAAUGCAAAGUCCCUCCCUUGAUAUCCACGAGAUUGAGAAUAGAACCAUCGUCGAAGCUAUUAACACGAAGAAGGAAAUCUUUAAAGGAGAUAUUAAUGGCUUCCUUAACUCACUCAGUGAGGAAGAAUUUGCAGUUUAUAUGCAACAAGCUGAGCUCAACGGCGAAGAUUUAUGGAAUACUGGCAGAGAAAAUACCCUAAAUGUCGCUUUUGAAGGGGAGGAUUAUACUGAGAUUAAGGAGAAAGAAUCCUUAGAACAAUCAAGACAAGAAGAAAUAUUAAGAGAGCAGUUUGAAAUUAUAGAAUCAGCGAAUAAACUUGAUCUCAUGAUUUUUAAAGCGGUCUCGUUUAAUGAUUUCAUUCAAAUAUUUGAUAUUGGUUGUUUUGAAAAACUUCCAUUAUUUGUAAAAUUGUUCUAUUUGAAGGAACUGUUGCAGUAUAAUUCACUAUAUGAGAAUCGAGCGUUCGGUUAUAUGUCACUCUUCAUUGCUGGUGCAAACUAUGCUUACUACUACUUUAUGAAAUAUAUAUAUUUCUCUAGCAAGAUGAAAUUAAUGUCUAUUCCAAGAUUUAUUCUAUUAUUCUUUAUAAGUGAUUCAGUUCAUUCUGAAAUAGUGCUAAGAUAUCAAAACAUUGGAGGUCAUUACGUAGACCUGAAUGCUUUACUAGACACUGAUGACCUCUUUCUCUAUGACGAUCCUUAUUACAGAGCAUUGAUUAAGAGAGUGCUGACGAUUUACCCUCAAUAUGUCAAUGAUAAUUUUGACUUUAACGAAAUCCUUGAGGAAAAGUCGGAAAUAUUUGAUAAACACUUUGCUGCUAGAGGGAAUAAGCAGUACUUUCCUCCUGAUGUCAUGGACGUCUUCAAUAUCUCCCUCGGUGUUGAGCAGGACAAAAAGUGGAGACAUUCCUCGAUAAACGCUUUUGAUCGGAUGAUGGAGAAGUAUGGGUCCUUCUUCAACAAACAAAAGGAAGAGUUUAUCAAAUAAGGCCAUGGAUAUUUACGGAACCAAGGUUAACUCUGAGCUAGUAUCUUCCCUUGUUGAGUAUCAUGACCUGAUGAAGGAGAAUAAGCUUGGGAAAGAGACCAGAGGGGUUAAUCCCAUUCUUAAUGCUCCAGAGCAUGAUUACAUGAAGAUGCUUGAAGAAGCAGUUGAUGUUCUGGAUGAACAUUACGAUGGAAUCGAUAUCAACAACCAAAUGCCAGUAGAAGAGAGAAUCGAGGUUUUAAGGCAUUACGAUGAAUUUGAUAAGAAACUAGCUGAGACAGAAUUCCCCCAGGCAGAUGACCUCCUUGAUGUGACAAUUGGAGAAGAGGAUAUUCAGAAUUUUAAAGACAAAGCAAGGUUUCUUCCACAAAGAAAUAUGAGCUACAAGGAAUUCCUAAAUAUUGAGGAGAAAUUUCGAGCUGCUGACUUCGAGCGGAGCAGUUUUCUGUCAUAUAGUCUUCCUUGAGCUUAUGCUUUGACGUACCUAGUCAAGAGGAUAUUUAAGUAAAUUGAAAUACAAAUAAC
Molecule: messenger RNA, 1516 nt
Organism: Moneuplotes crassus
Lineage: Eukaryota; Ciliophora; Spirotrichea; Euplotida; Euplotidae
Source: the annotation of a GenBank genome assembly